Messenger RNA from Mycena citricolor, 7832 nucleotides. The record is from the annotation of a GenBank genome assembly. Lineage: Eukaryota; Fungi; Basidiomycota; Agaricomycetes; Agaricales; Mycenaceae.
AUGCAUCUUCUUACUGGCCCCGCACCUUCGUCUCCAUCUUUGAACCGCGCACCUGACGAUCUCGCGACAUACGGCAUGUCCCGUUCGCAGCUCGGACUGUGGCUCGCUUACAAGAUGUCGCCUGAUCAUUCCAUGUACAAUCUCGCCAUGAAGCUCGAGCUCGAUCGCUCAGAAUACAGAUUGGAGACUGCUCUCCAGGGCAAGUGCUCUUCUCCAAUCACACACCUCGUGCGACGUCAUCCCGCUCUUCGCAGCACCUGGCACGAUGCCGAUGUUCGGCAUGCAGAGCCUUAUGUUGCAGAAUGGGCACCUAAUGUUGCGGUUGCGCAUCUCCAGAUCCAGAUACUGCACGUUACAUCUCCGGUUCAUUUCAGUAACCGGCUUCGCGCGCCAGUUCCCCUCUCGGACGAGUUCGCCGUGCGCUGGUUUGUUGUCCUCGGGCCCGAGAUGAUGUCGAUUUAUGUGGUGGCGCACCACAUCGCGCUGGACGGGACGAGCAUGAGCAUUCUCUCGGAUGAGAUGCUGCGGUUCAUGGCGUCCCCGUCGGAUCCUGUCUGGGAUCAGAUGGACUGUGGCUUGCGCUCAAUGGGGGAUACAGCAACUAUCUUGCGGGCCGCCUACGCUGCCGCCGAGCCCGCAGCGCGCGACUUUUGGCUUAGUCAAGUCCGCGAUACAGCACCCGUUCGGUGGAUCAACAAUGGCUCUGGGCAUGUGUCAUGCAGCCCAGAUGGUAAUCUGAAUCCCGCUGCCACGCCACAGAAUGGCCGGUCCAUUAUGUCCGACGCAGCUAGAGAUUACCGCGCGAUUGAAACAUGGACCCUGUUCUCGAAAGCCGACCUCAGACAGUGGAGCGCCAGGUACAACACGUCCUGGUUCCGAGUCAUGCUCGCGGCGAUCGGCGUCCUGGUGCGGUCAAAGUGCGCCCCGCCCAGAUGCGAGGACGCCGCGGACUUUGUGCUGACAACCGCGUUUGCUGGCCGGCCUGCAGGCCUAGGACACGCGCUCGGGCAUUUCGUCAACGCGCUGCCUGUUCGCGUUCCGUUUACCGCAGUUCUCGGGCCGGAUGGGGCCGGCACGUUUGAUAUGUUGGUCAAGCAGAUCUCAGAAUAUGUGUCCGCUGCGAAGAGGCACGAGCUUUUCAGCCUGCUUGAUCUACAGGACGCCGCUAGAGUGGAGGGGAUGCAGAUCCCUCGAUCACAAGUCGCGGUGACCCUGUCCCCCCGUCUCGCGAGAAACGAGUGCGAGCUGCUGCCUGUGGAAGGUGCACACGACUUGUUCUUCUGCUUCCUGGAGGGUGUAGAUGCGGUUGAGCUCGGGGUCAUUUAUGAUCCAACCAUCUUCUCUGAGUCCACAAUGACCUCCUUCAAGUCAGAUUUUGCCUCCUUGUGCACACUCGUUCCAGAAUCUGGCCCGCUUUCUCUGAGAACGAUGGCCCCUGGCCUCGUUCGUCAUCUUCGCACCCUCCCACCUGCGUUGGAUUUACACAACGAGGACCAAAUCAGCGAGACCCCGUGGCAUCAAUUGUUUACUUAUCAAGCGGCUCAAAAUCCGGAUGCUGUUGCGCUUUUUUCGGCGGAGAGCCAAACUGCCAUGACGUACGCGGAACUCGAUCAAAGAAGCUCCGGUAUCGCAUCCUAUCUACAGCGUGAAUUCGAAAUCCAGCAAGAGUCUUUGAUCCAGCUUCAUCUGACGCGCGGCUUUUCCGUCCUGGUGUGGAUUCUCGCGGUGCUCAAGUCCGGUGGCGCCUUCUGCGUGUCGGAUCUGGAUCACCCACGCCAGAGAACGAAGCAGAUCGUUGAAGUCGCUAGGCCGCUGCUUGUCGUCGUCGACGGAGAGGAUUCUGACUGGUUGCUCGAGGACUUGCCAGUCGAGUCAAGUUCGGCUCGGGUGAUCCACGUUCGCGAAGUCGAGCACCAUCUUCGCUCAGCGGCGACUCCCGCACGAGCACGCCAGGUCACGAAAGGGAGCGACUUGGCAUACGUAAUUUUCACCUCUGGAAGUUCAGGCAAACCCAAGGGCGUCGAGAUCACGCAUUCCAAUCUCACGCACUUCGUCACGGGCUCGCACUCCUCCGCGUCCCCGUUCCUGCCCGGGCUGGGCCCUGGCGCGCGCAUGCUGCAGUGGGCGAACUUCACCUUCGACGCGUCACUCAUCGAGUGGGCGCCGUGUCUCGCAUUCGGUGGGACCCUGUGUUUGGCGGCGCACCCCAAGGCCCUCGUGGGCGAGUACCUGCUCGAUGUCGUCGUCCGCAACGCCGUGACGCACGUGAAUCUGACCGCCAGCGUGCUCGCGAGCGUGCCUGCGGAUGGCGAUCGGGGGAUCGGACGGCUGCGCGUGGUGUCCGUCGGCGGGGAGAUGGUGCCCGAUGGCUUGGUCGAGGUGUGGAGGAAGAGGGGCGUUGUCGUGCAAAAUGCAUACGGGCCGACUGAAUGCGCCAUGGUGAUGUCGCACCACACCUAUCCUCGCAUCUCCAAAAGUGAGACGGCGCCAGUGCCUGCCUGCGUCAUCGGACACGCACACGAUAAGAUGUCGUUCUACGUUUGCUCAGAGGACAAAUUUCAUGCUGCCGCACUGGCUAACGGGGAGGUGGGUGAGAUCUGCAUUGCGGGACCCCAAGUCGGUCGAGGAUACCGGAACCGGCCGGACCUUACAGCUGACCGAUUCUGUGUCCAUCCGCUCAUUGGGGCGCGCCUUUACAGGACGGGAGACCGAGGGAAGAUGCUCCCGAACGGUAGCGUCAUGCUUCUUGGACGUGUUGAUAGAGAGGUCAAGAUCCGUGGAUUCAGAAUCAAUUUCGCGGACGUCGAGCGUCACGUCGCGUCCGCAGCAUCGCUCUCCACCGCCGUCUCGGCGCAGUCGCAUCCUAGGCACGGCCUCUGCGUGUUCCUUGCACCAGAGAUGCCCGACACGGACGUCCAAGUGCUCAAGCGUGUUCUGAAAGAGCGCGUUCCCGGGUAUAUGGUGCCGAGCGCCGUGUUUUCGGUACCUGUGAGCCAGUUCCCGCUCAACGUGAACGGCAAGACCGACCACAAGAGGGUGGGUGAGAUGAUGGAUGCGCUUAUCGGGAACUCUCCGGCUCUCGGAGUGCGAGUUUCUGAUAUCGCACCCUCGCAAGUAGUACUAGAAGCAAAGAGGGAUGAAAUCCAACAAGCAGUGCAUGAUAUCUGGAUGCACCAUCUUCCGAGCCCAGGAAGCUCUAACGAGAACCGCCUCUCCGACGAUGCCGACUUUUUCGAUAUCGGAGGAAACAGUCUCAUACUCAGUCAAAUCCAUGCGUCACUGCGCACUCGUUUCCCCACGGCCGCAGGGAAACUCUCGCUGAUCGAUCUGUUCCAGCACAAGACCAUCGAGCAGCAAGCUCAGCUGAUCCGCAACAUCACCAACCAUCCGCAAUCCAUCUCCGAAGCUCCGGGUGCAGCUCAAUCAACCUCCCGCCCCAAGCUGCUUGGGAACGAGAUUGCUGUGAUCGGGAUGGCGGGCCGGUUCCCCGGCGCUGCAUCUCCCGCAGCGCUGCACGAGAUGAUGAUGAACCGCACCGAGGCUAUAUCGACUUUCCACUCGCGAGUGAAUCACACGAUGAAUGACUCGGAGAUCUAUGUCCCCCGACGCGGCAUGUUGCUGGAACACGGACCUCGCAGGAAAGGGGUCGCAGAAUUUGGACAAGGGUUGUUUACGAAAGUUGCCGCGGAGGCCCUCAUGGACGCCGGGAUCAAUCUCGAUAGAUACGACGCAGAUCGUGUCGGCUUAUAUGUCGGUGUCUCUGGCAUCGGAGAUAACAAACACGAUGCGCCGUCCAUAUCCGCGCGCACAGCAUACGACUUGAACCUCCAAGGCCCGAAUGUGACUCUGGAUGCCGCCUGCUCCGGGGGAAUGGUCGCGCUGUCCCUCGCCGUCGACCAUCUCAGACUCGGACGCUGCGACGCAAGUCUCAUCCGCAUCGCUCGGAUUAAAAACGCGAGUGCUGAUCGCCGCGCAUCCAGUACCGGCUACCUCACAGCACCCAACAAGAUCCUCUCCCCUUCCGGCCACUGCCGCCCCUUCGACGACAGAUCCGACGGCACCGUCCCGGGGGAAGCCGUCUGCGCUCUAGUGCUGUGCCGCGAGCAGCAGCAGACGCCCGGAGGAGACUCAAAAGGAACGGUGUAUGGCGUGAUCAGCGGGAUCUCGGCUGCAUCCGAUGGAAGUGAGGGAAAGCUGGGACCCACAGGGCCCUGCACCCUCGGACAGAUCCGAGUGGUCAAACAGGCCUGGCGCGACUGUGGUUUGGAUCCAGCCAAGCUUGCCUACGCCGAGAUGCAUGGAAGCGGAACGCGAAUCGGGGAUGCGCUGGAACUAGAGGCACUCGUGAAAGCACGGUCCCAGCUCGGGGUUGCUUCCAGCCGGUUUACGUUUGGCUCCAACAAAGGCAAUGUGGGAAACUGCGAGGCCGCUUCGGGUCUGAUCUCUGUGAUCAAGCUUCUGCAGUCCUUCCAGCCCGCCAACCGCUGCAUACCACCUCUGCAGUCAUUCGAGAGACUCAACCCGUCGAUCGAUUUGCCGCUCCUUGCCGAGGCAGUUGUGGCUCAGCGCGAAACGGCUAUUCCCGAAGCCCCGGACGGCGUCUUGGUCGUCCGAUGGAUCCUUGGGGAUAAGGGAAAUCUCAGCCGUCUUCCCGGUCCCCCUUCGCAGUCAUGGUUGUUUGGACAUCUCCCCCAGCUUUACCUCACAUUCAAUUACGGAGAGAACGAGUUCAAGUGGCUGAAGGAGUACGGGACGGUGUACCUGUUACGUGGUGUGCUCGGCCAAAAGCGGGUCAUGGUCGCCGAUCCUGUGGCAAUCAACCACAUGUUCCGCGGCGACGAUGUGCACUUCUCGCCUAUGUUCAUGGCGAUCGAUACGGCCAUUUACGGGGAUGACAAUGUGCAACUUCGAGCCGCUCUCAACCCAGGCUUCACGACCGCAGUCGUCAAGAGCUAUCUUGCUGUCUUCGAAACCGUUGCUCAAGGCGUCACUCUAUCUCUGGAUAAAGCCUUGACAGAGCGAAAGAAUGCUCCAGUCAACGUCUCUCCCCUGCUUUCUGAGGCAACGCUGGCGGCCAUCUCACAGGUCGUCCUCGGCCUCUCGCUCGAAGACCUCGGGCCCGAUUUUGUGCGAAUCAACUCACAAGUGAUUGCACUCGCGUCCGGACUGGGGCGGGUGAACUUCCUCACGGAUGCUCUCUCUGCGGUCUUCCCUCGGCUCCCGAGAUACCUCAUGCGUCUCCCCACCCAGAGCUUCCGCGCUGUGCAUCAAGGAAGAACGCUCGCGGAGCAGGUCGGGAAGAAGAUGAUCGGAGCCCGCCUCGACGCGGGGAUUCUGGAGCAGAAAGAGGAUGAUCACCUGUUCGGGAAGAUCUUGACGGAGAACGCAAAGAGAUCCCUCCGGCCCGAGCUACUCGCCGCACAAACUAGUGUACUGCUUGUUGCUGGCCAGGACACGACGGCAAACACGUUGACGUUCGCGCUCUAUGAGCUCGCGCAACGCCCUGAGGUCCAAUCUCGGCUGCGAGCGGAAGUGUUGGAUGCCGUCCAGGACACGGAGAUCCGAUACGAUGCUAUGCCUGUGCUCAAUGCUGUCAUCAAGGAAGCGCUGCGUUUGUAUCCGGCCGAGGCUCUCAUGGACAGGAUAGCUGCACAUGACAUGACGAUCCCACUGAGCGCACCGGUACAGUUGUCGAACGGAGAAACUGUGCAGCAGCUGGUCGUCUCGAAGGGCCAGUGGAUCACUGUCAGCAGUGCGUCGUAUCAGAGAUCGGAGGGGCGAUGGGGCCCCGAGCCUGAAAUGUUCGAUCCGAAUCGGUGGAUCGAUGGCAAGGUGGCGGCGAAUGGGGAACCGAUGAUCUCGAGCGCGUACGCCAAUUUACUGACCUUCAACGCCGGUCCUCACACGUGCUUGGGCUGGCGUUUUGCUGUCUUGGAGAUGCAGGUGAUCUUGACCGAGCUCAUAUCCAAAUUCGUUUUCGAGGUUCCAGAGGACCCAGCGAUGAGCAUGCGAACUAUGUUCGCCACCACCAUCAUGCCUGCCGAUGCAGAGGUCAUGCAGAGCGUAUCCAGCUUGACGUCGUUGUCCCUUCUCACACUGCUGGGCGUCUAUGUCGUCCGAUGGUUCCUCAGACCCAAGAACGAUCUGGGCCGGCUUCCUAGCCCUCCUUCGGAGUCUUGGCUAUUUGGACAUCUCCCGCAGCUGCUCCUCACCACUAAUUACGGCGACAACGAGUUCCGAUGGCAGAGGGAGCACGGGCCGGUGUAUCUGCUGCGUGGUGUGCUCGGCCAAAAGCGACUGAUGCUCUCCGAUCCCGUGGCCAUCAACCAUAUCUUCCGCAGCGACGAUGUGCAGUUCUCGCCCAUGUUGAUGGCGAUGGACAAAGCCCUCUACGGGGACGACAAUGUGUCUGCCUCAAGAGGAGAGGCCCACAGGCAGCUCCGAUCCGCUCUCAACCCCGGAUUCACGCCGGCGAUCGUCAAGAGCUACCGGGACAUAUUUGAGAAUGUCGCGCGAGGCGUCACUGUCCAACUGCAGGGGGCUUUGGCGCAGCGCAAGAACGCGCUAGUGAACAUUUCCCCCUUGCUCUCCGAGGCAACGCUGUCGGCCAUCUCACAGGUUGUCCUCGGUCUCUCGCUCGAUGAUCUUGGGCCCUCAUUCGUGGACGUCAGUUCGCAAGUACUCGCACUCGCGUCCGGAUUAGGCCGGAUGCAUUUCAUCGCGGAUGCCUUCGCUGUCGUGCUCCCCGGUCUCCUGAAGUAUCUCUUGCGUUUGCCCGUCCAGCGCUUCGCCUCUGUGCACCAAGCGAGGGUGCUCUCAGAGGAGGUUGGGAGACAGACGAUCGCCGCGCGCCUCAAUUCUGGGGUUCUCGAAGAGAAGGAGAGUGAUCACUUGUUUGGCAGGAUCCUGACGGAGAACGCGAAGAAGUCCCUCCGCCCCGAACUCCUCGCCGCGCAAACGAGCAUUCUGAUGAUCGCUGGCCAGGACACGACGGUUCGGGUGAUCAAACUCAGCUCUUCCCCGCAUCCUGACGUCGGUCAGGCAAACACGCUCGCUUUCGCACUCAACGAGCUCGCGAAACGCCCCGAGGUCCAAUCACAGCUGCGAGCGGAAGUGCUGGACGCGAUUCAGGACACGGAGAUCCGAUACGAUGCGAUGCCGUUUCUCAAUGCUGUCGUCAAGGAAGCACUGCGCAUGCACCCUGCCGAAGCCCUGGCCGAUAAGAUAGCUUUGCGCGAUGUGACGAUCCCCUUGGGCACACCGGUCCAGCUGUCGAACGGACGUACUGCAGAGCAGCUGGUCAUUCCCAAGGGCCAGCUGAUUACCAUCGCUAUUGGCUCGUAUCAACGGUCGGAGGGACGAUGGGGUCCUGAUCCUAACCAGUUCGAUCCCAGUCGGUGGCUCGAUGGCAAGGUUGCAGCUACCGGGGAAACGAUGGCGUUGAGUCCGUACGCUCAUCUAUUGAGCUUCUACGCUGGCCCUCACACCUGUCUCGGCUGGCGUUUCGCUGUCCUGGAGAUGCAAGUGAUCCUCACCGAGCUGGUGUCCAAGUUCGUGUUCCAGCUCCCAGACGACCCGGCACUGCGCAUGCGAGCCGUGCUCGUCAACACUCUGAUGCCCGCCGAUGCGGAAGGGAGGAAACGGGCGAUGCUUUGUGUCAGCCCGCUUUGAUAGGAAGCACGUACGCACUGUACUGUACGUGUGAUGUGCGGGGCCGCUUUCUACUGCAGCGACAUACCGUAGAUGUAACUGAGAUUUGAGAUGUAUGAUCUGUAAUGAGCAAUGCAGAGCUAGCCUCUAGGCCAGAGGAUCUCGAAAUAGGAGAAAACUUU